AUGCCCGGCGAAGGGUCCGAGGGUGGAACGGCCCCCAUCUCGCGCGAUUUCGCAACUACCACCACCUCCUCGUCACCACCACAACCGCAACCACAACCACCACGGCCGCCGCCCGGUCCCGCUCCAUCUCCGCCCACGGCGCAAUCGCCUCAGGAUCCAAGUGGAAGCAGCAGCGGAGAAGGAGACUCUCACAUCCACUAUGCGUCGAGCUUGGAUCCCGGCCUUUCUAGGACUGCCCAGUCCGACUCGGUCAUUGAAACAACGAUGCGCUCCCUCGCCCGUUCUGACACUGAAGCCGAAGCCGCUCUAAGUCCCGGCAUACGGCGCCGUAUGACCCGCGCCGGGACUUUUAAGACCGUCGAUGAUUUUGAGGACUUCGACUUUGGCCCUGGCUGGCAUCCCGGUGCCGAACCCGGCGUAGAUCCAAGCAAACCCGACGGCGGCCAUGCCUCCAUGCCAACACUCCAAGCACCCUGCGAUAUUACCGUUGUCGAUUUUUCCCAAGACCACCUCUCGAUACAGAAGCUUGUCAACGGGACACUGGCUCCGUUUCUAGAGCGGCCGGCCCCCGAAUGGUCAACAUGCCGUUGGAUCAAUGUCAAUGGGCUGAGUUGGGAUGUUAUCCAAACGCUGGGCCGCAGUAAGAACCUCCAUAGGUUGGCCAUUGAGGAUAUCAUGAACACAAGGAACCGGACCAAGGCGGAAUGGUUCCCAACACAUGCUUUCGUCGUAUUGACGCUUCAAAAACUAGUCCGUCUAUAUGACUCGGAUAGCGACGAUUCAGACUCUGAUUUGGAAUCAGACGACGAUGCGAGAAGCCGAAAAAGCGCCUUCAGCAGGCAGAGCGGAAAACCUGUUGGGAAGCUGUUGAAACGCUUCAGGAAGGCCGUCCGUGAUAAGGGGUACAACGAAAAGGAGAAACACCCGAAGCUAGCCAAGCACGCCGUCGCUACCUCUCCUGGGGUCUAUGUCAAGACUCAACCCACCGGAUUCUCAGACCUGGCGGAUAUCAGUCAGCUUCGGACGCUCCAGCGCUACCAAGCCUCCCCCAACGACCCGCGAACCAAGUACAUGGAGAAGCAUUCCGCUCUCGCUUCCAGGCACCUAGCCGUGGCCUGUGAACAGGUGUCCAUGUUUCUUACCGAUGACAACUGCAUCAUCAGUUUUUUUGAGCAAUCAGCGCAGGAUAUUGAGGCCCCCAUCAUCCGACGGCUUCAAACCAAUGAUACCAUUCUUCGACAGUCAUGCGACGCUUCCAUGGUCGGACAGGCCAUAAUAGACGGGAUCAUCGACUUGGCGAUUCCCGUGAUCGCCUGCUACGGCGACGUAAUUGGUGAUAUCGAGCUCGAAGUUCUCAACCGACCGAAUAUUGGGCACACCAAAAGCCUCUACAUUCUUAUCUCCGAGAUGAACAAAAUAUUGUUGUUCAUUAAUCCCAUCACAACGCUGAUCAACGCCCUCCGUGACCAUCAGGCGGACGUUCCCUCAGAUGCUAUCAUGUCCCAUCUCCUCGAUCCGAAUCAUGGCGUCAUCAUCUCGCCGAUGACCUACACCUACCUCGGAGACGUGCUCGAUCAUUGUGUUCUGAUCACGGACACCCUAAACCAGCUCAAAAGCUCAGCCGACGGCAUGAUUGGACUCAUCUUCAACACCAUCUCCGCCCACCAGAACGAGUCCAUGAGGCAACUCACUAUAGCUACCAUCAUUUUUCUACCUCUGACGUUUUUGACUGGGUAUUUUGGGCAGAAUUUCGAGCCAUUUACCGUCCUCCAGGAGGAUAUCAGUUACUUUUGGAAAAUUGCGAUCCCGGUCACAGCAGUUGUUAUAAUCGCCCUGCUCUGGGAAGGGAUCUAUGAUUAUAUUAGGGCGGUUCUUCAACAACGCUAUAUCCUACGGCUGAAGAGUAGCCGCCUGAAGAGGCGCAGAAGGCGCCCGACGUAA
Molecule: messenger RNA, 1941 nt
Organism: Dichotomopilus funicola
Lineage: Eukaryota; Fungi; Ascomycota; Sordariomycetes; Sordariales; Chaetomiaceae
Exons: 5
Coding region: 1-1941 (646 amino acids)
Biological process (GO): transmembrane transport; metal ion transport
Cellular component (GO): plasma membrane
Molecular function (GO): magnesium ion transmembrane transporter activity; cobalt ion transmembrane transporter activity; cobalt ion binding
Source: RefSeq, a predicted model, not a curated record